Gossypium arboreum is the source of this 1714-nucleotide messenger RNA. RefSeq names its product 3-ketoacyl-CoA synthase 10. The coding region runs from base 33 to 1640 and encodes 535 amino acids. Gene Ontology annotation, biological process: fatty acid biosynthetic process. The record is from RefSeq and is a predicted model, not a curated record. The transcript is spliced from 3 exons. Gene Ontology annotation, molecular function: acyltransferase activity, transferring groups other than amino-acyl groups. NCBI's taxonomy places the organism in Eukaryota, Viridiplantae, Streptophyta, Magnoliopsida, Malvales, Malvaceae. Gene Ontology annotation, cellular component: membrane.
UCACCAUCCUAGCGAUUAAUCCUGGCUUUAACAUGGCUAGAAAUAAGCAAGAUCUCUUGUCACCAGAGAUUGUGAACUGUGGGAUCAAGUCCUCCGGGCCUAAUGCCGGUUCCUUAACCUUUCCUGUCAGGGUUCAGAGGCGUAUCCCGGAUUUCCUUCAGUCAGUGAGCUUGAAGUAUGUGAAGUUAGGGCACCAUUAUCUGAUCAAUCAUGGGAUUUACUUGGCUAGCAUACCAGUUUUGGUGCUUGUUUUUAGUGCGGAGGUGGGAAGCCUUAGUAGGGAAGAGCUAUGGAAAAAGCUAUUGGAAGAUGCUAGCUAUGAUCUUGCCACAGUCCUCUCUUUUUUCACCGUCUUUGUAUUCACAAUUUCUGUUUACUUUAUGUCAGGGCCUCGCUCCAUUUAUCUGAUUGACUUUGCAUGUUUUCGUCCUCACGAUGACUUAAAGGUGACCAAGGAGCAGUUUAUUGAAAUGGCAAGAGCAUCAGGCAAGUUUGAUGAGGCUAGUCUUCAAUUCCAGAAAAGGAUUUUGAAAUCAUCGGGAGUUGGGGAUGAAACUUACCUUCCCAAGGCAGUGAUGUCUGAUGAGAACAAUGCAACCAUGAAAGAAGGUCGCUUGGAAGCCUCAACUGUGAUGUUUGGGGCACUCGAUGAGCUCUUUGAGAAGACAAGGAUUCGACCCCAGGAUGUUGGAGUUCUUGUUGUGAACUGCAGCAUCUUCAAUCCAACUCCGUCUCUCUCUGCAAUGAUCAUCAACCACUUCAAAAUGAGAGGCAAUGUUUUGAGCUACAAUCUUGGUGGGAUGGGCUGCAGUGCUAGGCUCAUAGCAGUGGACUUGGCUCGUGACAUGUUGCAAGCGAACCCGAACAACUAUGCUGUUGUAGUGAGCACUGAGAUGGUUGGUUACAAUUGGUACCAAGGGCGGGACCCGUCUAUGCUUGUUCCGAAUUGCUUUUUCAGGAUGGGAUGCUCCGCAGUCCUUUUGUCGAACUGCCGCCAUGACUAUCGCCGUGCCAAGUACAGUCUCGAACACCUUGUACGGACACAUAAAGGUGCUGAUGACCGCAGCUUCAGGUCUAUCUACCAGGAGGAAGAUGGACAAGGUUUUAAGGGGCUUAAGGUCAACAAAGAUCUAAUGGAAAUCGGAGGAGAUGCCCUCAAAACCAACAUCACCGCACUGGGGCCUCUCGUGCUUCCCUUCUCCGAGCAACUUCUCUUCUUCGCUACAUUAAUUUGGAGGCACUUGUUCGGUGGGGAUAACUCCAAAGCAUCACUGUCACCAUCGUCAAAGCCAGACAUCCCAGAUUACAAGCUUGCAUUUGAACACUUUUGUGUGCAUGCUGCGAGCAAGACUGUGCUAGACGAGCUGCAAAAGAACCUUGAGCUCACUCAGAACAAUAUGGAAGCCUCAAGGAUGACAUUGCAUCGGUUUGGUAACACUUCUAGCAGCAGUAUAUGGUACGAAUUGGCAUAUUUGGAAGCUAAAGAAAGGGUUAAAAGAGGAGACAGGGUUUGGCAGAUUACUUUCGGUUCAGGGUUCAAGUGCAACAGUGUCGUUUGGCGUUGCAUGCGCCGUGUAAAGAAGCCUUCCAGGGAUAAUCCCUGGCUUGACUGCAUUGACAGAUACCCUGUAGUACCUUAAACUGCGUUGUAGCUUGGCUGAUAAUAAUGGAAUUUUUAUUUUUUUCUUACUCUUGUUAAUCACAUGGAAAGGGA